Paramisgurnus dabryanus is the source of this 5789-nucleotide messenger RNA. RefSeq names its product vascular endothelial zinc finger 1b (gene vezf1b). Gene Ontology annotation, cellular component: nucleus. Gene Ontology annotation, molecular function: RNA polymerase II cis-regulatory region sequence-specific DNA binding; DNA-binding transcription activator activity, RNA polymerase II-specific. Gene Ontology annotation, biological process: regulation of transcription by RNA polymerase II. NCBI's taxonomy places the organism in Eukaryota, Metazoa, Chordata, Actinopteri, Cypriniformes, Cobitidae. The record is from RefSeq and is a predicted model, not a curated record.
CAGAUGAAAUGGUUUGGCCCUCGGGGUUACAGGAAGUUGUAGCAGCUGCCAUGUUCAGCUGCUUUGUUGUAGAUUUCUUGUAGGUUUCCUGCAGAUUUUUUUAAGUGUUGCAAUGGAGACGAGCUGGAGUUCAUUUUUAUUUCAGCAGGCCAAUGAAGCCCUCCACCACCAGCAUCAUGUCAACCAGAACAGCCUGCUGCCACUGCUCAAUUCUGGCAAUGAACCGCAGGAUCAAAAGCCUGUUCUUCCCAUCCCUCUCGACCAGAAGCCUCCCAUCAUUCCUGCCGACCUCCUCAAGGACAGUAUGGCCGGCGGGGCGGGAGGAGGUGGCGGAGGAGGCGGCGGAGGAGGGCCGGUUGUUAUAAAGAAAGAGCCCAAGUCGAAAACGCCCUUCAUAUGCGGCUACUGCAACAAGGCCUUUCGGGACAGCUACCACCUACGGCGGCAUGAGUCCUGCCACACGGGCAUCAAGAUGGUGUCACGGCCCAAGAAGACAACCACAGCGCCCACCAUGGUGCCUCUCAUCUCCACUGUGCCACGUGAUAACAACUCCAACCCCUCUUACAUAUCCACGGUGGCAGGCAUCCUUACCACGGCAACCACCUCUGCAUCCACUGCUGCGGGCGUGAUGUCGGCCCUGCCUCAGCAGCCGCCAGUGCCCAAGAAGCCCCCCAAGCCGGUGAAGAAGAACCAUGGCUGCGAUAUGUGCGGUAAGGCCUUCCGUGACGUCUACCAUCUCAACCGCCACAAGCUUUCGCACUCGGACGAGAAGCCCUUUGAGUGCCCCAUCUGCCACCAGCGUUUUAAGAGAAAGGACCGCAUGACAUACCACGUCCGCUCGCAUGAUGGUGGUGUGCACAAGCCAUAUAUCUGCUCCGUUUGCGGAAAGGGCUUCUCUCGGCCAGAUCAUCUUAGCUGUCAUGUCAAGCAUGUUCACUCCACAGAACGACCCUUUAAAUGCCAAGUAACGGCCUGUACGUCAGCCUUCGCCACCAAAGACCGUCUGCGCUCCCACAUGAUACGGCAUGAGGGCAAGGUCACCUGCAACAUCUGCGGGAAGAUGCUGAGUGCCGCCUAUAUCACCAGCCACCUCAAGACCCACGGGCAGGCCAGCUUCAACUCAACCUGUAACAAAGACUCUAACAACGUUUGUAACUCUGCCUCAGCCACACCUGUCACUUCUUCUACCGCAUCCAACACUACAGCCAUGAACCGCGGCACCGCCAGCAACCCCGUCACCAUCGCUGCCCAGAUGAACAUUGCCACCAACACGGUCAACAUCACCUCCCCCAUCAGCCUACAGCACCCAGUCACCAUCACCGGUCCGGUCAACAUCCCAGCCUCGGCAUCCAUGAACAUCGCCCAUCCGGUAGCCAUCACCUCGCCCAUGUCAAUGAACAUCACAGGUCCCCUCAACAUCGCCAUGAGGUCGAUGGAUAGCAUGCCUUUUCUCUCACAGAUCCUGCCUUCCUCUCCUCCCUGGUAGAACUUAGCCCCACCCCUUGCCCUAUCCCAAAAACCCACCUCUCGUCAUAAAACUCAUGUCUCCUGUUUUAGUCUUCCUCUCCGGCCAUGAGGGAAAAAGAUCCUGGAGGAAUGGCGAGUAUUGGGAAUGUAGACGUCCACAGCGACAAGGAACACGGAAAUGGUGGAAGUUAGCUGGCACCAUGCGUAUUUUUCGGUUGUCUAGAGUUAGCGAGGACAGAAAUCAAUAGGUAUUGCAUGGAGUGGAAGACUGACGUGCUGUAUGUUUGGUGAUUUUUCACUUUUCUAGUGCCAGAAAAUCCUUGCCAGUCGUCUAUUUGAAGUGGAGCAUGUUGCCCCUUCAGGUAGCGCACGUUGGUUAGUAUUAACGGUUUAAGGACUUUGGCAUAUAUUAACUGUGAGGAUUUUAUUUUUUUGUUACUGUUAGCUUGCUUAUCAGUAUUUCAUAGUUUUAUGCGUUUUAUGCGAGUCAUGUACAUCAAAUGGCACAGUGGCUUCCAUUUCUUGGAAGAUGAGAUGGUUUUUUGUUUUGAGACAUUACUCUACGAAUGAGUAAUGAGAAAAAAGUUUAGAAUAAGUUUUUAAAAGGCCUCCUUUCAUUGUAAGCCUUUUAAUCUCUAGCUGUGUUUUUAUUUCUAUUAUUAUUAUAAUUAUUAUUCUUUAUAGAUCUUUUGGAGUUGGUCAUUCCUGAUUGUAGAAUAAUUUUGUUGUUCUUGUUUUAAUAGCUGGGAUAUUCUUCGGAUUAGUGAGGUUGGACGUUACAGUAACAGUCUGAUACAAUCUUGCACUGAACUCGUAUCUAUUUGGCGAUAUUUUAACGGCAGUAUUAUUUUGGAUCAAACAUCUUGAGCGUUGGUUGUCAAACCUAUUCAAAUAGAAUGCCUGGUCACCAAGUGGCCAUCUUCAACACACUGAAAGGUUCAUUUUUAUCCUUAAUAUUAUCUUAAGAGCGUUUAGUUUUGUAACUUACUUCUUUGCUCUUCCUCACUGAAGGAUGAGGGCUGUUUCCUAAGGACCUUUUGCUCAGGAACUUUACUGAGGGUGUCCUAACUUACCCUGCUCUUGUAGUGGAUGGAGUCAUGCCUUACAUUCUUCCGAAGUUAAUUUCCUAUGUUCUCAACACACUAAAUAUUACUUCUUCUUUAUUAGCGACAACUGAGAAGCACCUCAGGGGUGCUAAGUACUUUGCGGUUGACAUGCUCAUCCAUCACAGGGGCACAAAGUUAACACAGCCUCUUUGUUUGUUUCCCCUGUCACAGUACAAACCAAAACGGCCUUCAGAUUUUCAGGGUUUGUCAUACUGGCCGUCAUCAUUAUUAAGAGUAUCCCUGAUGAAUAUAAUUGCUAAACAAAAGAAUGAAAUUUAAGUCACAUUAAAAAAAAAUUACCUUUGUGCACAAACAUUUUCUUUUUAGUCACAUAACAGUAGUCCAUACUCAGCACUAUUUUCUUAAUCUUGAGAAACAGGAUAAUUGAACACUCUGUAUAGAGAGAUAGAUUACGUAUUUAUGACCAACCUGGAAGUAAGACUGGGUUCCCUCACUGGGAUUUUUCCACAGGCUUUUGGAUUAUCGCAAUAAAUAAGCUCAGUGAUCAAUGAAAGAUUGUGAUAUCAAGAUAAUCUUUACAAUAAAUCACAACCUUUAGACAUUUUAAAAUCUAAAUGCAUUUACUAGAAAUGAAAAGCUAAAUGUAGGCUAUAAGUGAACUACACCACGAUCGCCCGACUUCGACAUCAUCACCACCAAGCUUCCAACUAUUUUUUCCAACUUACAUUUAAAAACAUGUUUCCAGAUAUAUUUUGAGGUUAAAUCUCUUUUGGGUAUUGGGCCCAUAGAUAUGUAUAAUAAAGGCUAGAUGUGUUAUAGCGGAGUCUCUAACAACAUCACCUGGCGGCCAUCUUAGCACAAGGAGCUCGCUCACUCGUAGCAUUGUGUUUUAAUGGUGCAUGUACUUUAAAUAACCAUAACUUGCUCAAUUUUAUACCGAUUUUGAAAUGGUUUGCUUUCUUACAAACGUUAUUAAUGUGGCUAUAAUUCUGAAUUCUUUAACAUGUUUCAUGAGUUUUUUUUAGUAUAAGUAUGCAUAGUAUGCAAGUAUGUCAUAGGUACAUCUUUGACGUUUAUAACAAUCCAAUCCGUUUGAAAAUCGGUAGAAAAUUAUGCAUGUUAUGAUCAUUUAAAAGUACAUGCACCAUUAAAACACAAUGCUAAUAGUGAGCAAGCGCCCUGUGGUAAGAUGGCCGCCAAAUGCGGAUGUUCCACUCAAUUGGCCAGCAGUGCGGGCGAGACAUCUAGCCAGUGGUGUAGUGCAGGUAUACGGAGUAUACACACCUCUUUAUUUGAUGGCAUGGGGUAUACCCACUUCUACUGGGGGCAUAAAUUAAGAGUAUACCCACUUCUCCAGACACCACUACACCACUGCAUCUAGCUAUAUUAUACAUACGGAGUAUACACACCUCUUUAUUUGAUGGCAUGGGGUAUACCCACUUCUACUGGGGGCAUAAAUUAAGAGUAUACCCACUUCUCCAGACACCACUACACCACUGCAUCUAGCUAUAUUAUACAUAUCUAUGAUUGGGCCCAUGUCACAGUGUUUUUAAGAUUUCCAUGCAUGAUAUAAAAUUCCCGACAAUGUCUGUAGUUCUGUGUAGCAUCUUGUUAGCGACCAAACUUUAAAAGUCAUAAGUGAUCAUUCUCAACCUGAAUGAUCUGAUCACAGCUCCACUAAAUUGACUGAUUUAGAUUUUCAGUAAAUAUUCACGGAAAUUUUGUCCUGAUCUGCACAAAAAAAAAACGGUGGAAUGACUUCAGAAGACUUUGAAUAUAGUGCUCGAGUUGUAUGGAUUAUUUUUUGAUGAUGCAUUUGUAUACUUAAACCUGAAAACCUCAAUCAUCUUGCAUUGUAAUUGCAUGGAAAAAAACAACCAGUGCAAUUUAAUGUGUGUUUUGGAAAGGUGAGUGAUGACAGAAUUGACAUAUUUGGAUGAACUAUCCUUUUAAAUGUAUAGACCAUAAUAUCACAUAUCCCCGACCCCGAAAUUACUUUUCUAUUUAAUUUCUUCUUCUGUUGUAUUCAUAUAAGCAAUAUAUCUUUCUUGUUCCACUUGUUGACCCAGCCCAACAGCUGUCUUGCCCAUUUUUGUGUUUUAUUAUAAGGAAAAACUGAUGCAAAAGAUGAUGUCAUGUGUUGCCCUCAAGUCUGGGUUUGUAUGAGUGUGUGUGUGUGAUUAUAAAUGAUUCUUAAACAAACCAGCUGAAUGUGAUGAUAAUAUAUUAAUGAUGAUGUCAUGGCUACCACUGUCUGGGCAUAAAGUUUAGUUUGUAUUAACUUGACCCCCCUUAGUAUUUCUCAAUGACAGAGUUGACCAGGUAGCAAAAGGUUUGUGGUCUAAGGUUGCCAUUACAUGGAUUUACAUGUCGGGUAUGUGAAAUCUGAAAUCACUCAAUGGCCUGAUCAAUGUUUUCUUUUUCAUUUUUGUAAUGUUGCCUUGUUUUGGCAGUUCAUUUUGGCUGAGUUUCAGAAACUGGAAUUCAAGGAAUGUGAUUGAAUUAACUGAAGACACUACAAAAAGGUUUUAAUUGUGCUUGUGAUAAAUGUCUGUCUUUCCGCGAUGGCAUCACUUCCGUGCCUGAACUGCAUGUGUGAAAAUGCCACAGUGAAACUAUCGGUCUUCACUGUUCGGCUUGCAGUGCUCGGCAAAGGAACCUGCCUGAGCGGCCAACUGCAGUUUAACUGUUUACCAAAUGUGUGUGGAGAUUUAAAAUCUAUUUUGCAUAUGAAAUAUCAAGUUGUCAUGUUUGAGGAAUAAUGGAUUUGUUUUUUUAUCCUAUAAAGUAUUGCUCAUUGAAGUUACUCCUUAUGCAUCAGUAUCUUUAAAAGAACACGUCUGUUUAAAUGGGGUAAAAUGAAAAGGCUUUGUAUUUGGUUUUGGACUGGAGGGUUAUAAAUUAGUCCAGUCCUUUGUUUCAUGUUUUUUGUUUUGUUAAAUUGGCAAACCCGUGUGAAAGCCAAUGAAUGUAUAUCUUUGUACAAAACCAUUUAGCUCAGAGAACGUGGUAGUUAUGAUAGACACAUGCAAGGAAAAAUACAAGUAAAAUAACCUUUUAUAAGACUUUUUGUAUUAGAACAUUAACAUUGGUAAUUUUGUAUAUAUGAAGACUAGGCUUUUUUGGUUAGCAAAAAAAGUAAAACAUUCCUACAAUUAUGUAAACACAUUGCGCAAUGUUUUAUGUGCCUUUUAUUUGGGUUGUCUAAAUAAAAGAAAACUGUAAAGUAUGGCUUCGGUUCACUCAUUAAGGAUA